CGCGAGUAGAGGAAAAGAAUGGGGAAUGACGUGACGGUGCCCAGCAGCCGGCAGGCCCUGCCGCCGGCCAGGGAGAACGAGGCCAUCGAUUUCAUCCACAGCCUGGGGCGGGAUGCCAUCCACACACUCGAGGGCAUCGGCAUACUCAGAUGCACGGCCGCCUUCCUAUCGCAGAUAGACUUCUCGGCCGCCGUCCUCCGCAAUCGGCUGGGGCGCUGCCUGGCGGCCAAACACCUCGACGGCAUCAUCGCAUUCGAUUUGCAGCUGGGGACCAAGCUCGUGUUGAAGGCCAUCUGGCUGGUGGACACGUAGCAGUGGACCGAGGUAGCCAAUGCGCUGAAGGUGGCGGCGCAGCGCGGCUUCUGUCAGCUGCCCAUCACACUGGCUGUGGCCGACCUGCAGCGUCACGAUAGCAAACAG
Vitrella brassicaformis is the source of this 420-nucleotide messenger RNA. NCBI's taxonomy places the organism in Eukaryota, Vitrellaceae. The record is from the annotation of a GenBank genome assembly.